Messenger RNA from Paraphaeosphaeria sporulosa, 2187 nucleotides. Its product is annotated as alpha/beta-hydrolase. Gene Ontology annotation, molecular function: serine-type carboxypeptidase activity. Gene Ontology annotation, cellular component: fungal-type vacuole. The transcript is spliced from 3 exons. The record is from RefSeq and is a predicted model, not a curated record. The coding region runs from base 1 to 2187 and encodes 728 amino acids. Gene Ontology annotation, biological process: proteolysis. Lineage: Eukaryota; Fungi; Ascomycota; Dothideomycetes; Pleosporales; Didymosphaeriaceae.
AUGCCGAAGCUGACCUGCACGCAGCUCCAACUAUCGCCCGUCUUUUAUGCAUCCAUCCUGGGCUUAGCCGAAUACUCCUCAGCCCAGCAGUUUCCUCCACCUGCAUCCUAUGAUACCGUCCUCAAGUCACCCAUCAACCCUAGCAUCACUAUUGCGUACAAGAAGCCCGAGCCCGGCACCUGCACCACUGCGUUCUCUACCCAGAAGCAAUAUUCUGGGUACGUCAAUAUUCCUCCCUUUACUUUGGCACCAUAUCAACAAGCCUAUCAAAUCAACACGUUCUUCUGGUUCUUUGAGGCACGCAGUAACUCCGAUACGGCGCCUCUCACCAUUUGGCUCAAUGGCGGGCCCGGCUCCAGCAGCAUGAUUGGCCUUUUCCAAGAGAUGGGCCCAUGUGAGAUAGUACAACUUGAGGAUGGCUCCUACGGCACACAGCCCAACCUGUGGGGUUGGGACCGCAGCUCCAAUUUGCUCUUCAUCGAUCAGCCUACCCAGGUAGGCUUCUCGUACGAUCAGCCCGUCAACGUUUCACAGGAGCUAGUAUCCGGGCUCGUCGUCGAGCCUCCGAUGUCUGUCCCCAAGGAACUACCUUCGUGGUCUCUCCUCAACGCGACGCUUGCCAGUGGUAGAAUGAAUCACGUCGAGAACUCGACAAUCAUUGCCGCAAGGUCGGUGUGGCACUUCUUGCAAGGGUUCCUCUCUGCUUUCCCUCAGUACAAUCCUGGUCAGCGUCCUAACCAAACCACCAUCGAGCCUGCUGGCAUCAACCUCUUCGCUGAGAGCUACGGAGGCCAGUAUGGUCCUGUCUUCGCCGACUUCUUUGAAGACCAGAAUGACAGACGUCGAGCGGGCUUGAUAUCUGCCAACAGUACUCUGGAGAUUAAACUCGAUUCACUCGGCAUCAUCAAUGGUCUCGUGGACAUAGCCAUCCAGACCCCUGCCAUGGCUUCAUUCGUCUACAACAACACGUACGGCCUGCAAGGCAUGUCGCAAACACAGUAUCUGAAUAUCCUCAGCGAUUUCAGAAAGCCGGAUGGAUGUCUAGAGAGAGCCUCCAAAUGUCACGCACGAGUCACAGCUGGCAAUUGCGAAGGGGAACUUUUUGAUCAGGAGACAAUAAAUUUGUGUGCAUUAGCCAGCGACUCAUGCUGGCGGGUUCAAAGCGUGGCUUUGCAGCUGUCUGACAAGAAUCCGUACGACAUACGCGCCAAAUCGCCCAGUUCUUUCCCAAGCUACGCGCAUGUCGAGUACUUGAAUCAGGCCAACGUCUUGCGGUCUAUCGGGGCGAAGGUCAACUUCACAGACUCUACGGAUAUGGUCAAUGCUGUUUUUCACCAAACUGGUGACGACGUACGCGGUACCCAAAUCAAGAAAUUGGUUGACCUACUUGCUCGCGGUGUUCGAGUGGCCCUAAUAUACGGAGACGCGGACAUUAUCUGCAACUGGGUUGGAGGCGAAGCAGCUUCCCUUGCGGUUGCCCAUGAGUCGCCUUACAGCUCUGCAUUUCCUGCAGCUGGGUAUGCCGACAUCGUGACCAACGACUCAUAUGUUGGCGGACAUGUUCGUCAAUCUGGCAAUUUGUCUUUCUCCCGGAUUUUCGAUGCCGGACACAUGGUGCCUUCGUAUCAAGCAGAGACCGCUUUCGUGGUAUUCUCCCGGAUCAUAUCGGGCGACGAUAUCGGCAUGGGGCGAGGAGUUGACCUCUCCACUUUCAGUACUCAGGGACCUGCAGAGUCUUUGCACAAGAACAACGUUCCUCCGCAGCCAGAGAACACCUGCUGGAUUCGCGCUAUUGACGAAACAUGCAGCGAGUAUGAGAAGACUCAGAUCCGACGAGGCAUGGGUGUGGUGGAACACGGGAAAUGGUUUCCACAAGCUCCAGAUCGUGCUCUGUCUCGCGCAGACGCUUUCAAUACGAAGGCCGGAGGCCUGGAAAAUAUCGUUCGCGAAGACCGACCGACAACAACAUCCCGCAUUGCUUGGACCGGCGUCUUCACCGCCAUCAGGACCCCAACGCCCACGUCAGGGGCCUCUCGAGUAAUGUUUCGUCGGCAGCCCAAGCACCGCCGUCAAUUAUCGCCAGGUCCAGCACCAUUUGGUCUCACAAGGAUAGGUACAGCGGUUUCUAAUGCGAAGAAUGGGCUCAUCGGAGGAAUCGCUGCUGUUGGCGGGCUUUUGCUACUGUGA